AUGGAGCUGGACCAAUCAGAGAUGAGCAUCUUGGGAUGCUCACCCAAUGGGAAAGGUCACAACCUAGGAGAUGACACGUAUGUGACCGUUUCCUUCUCCUGUCCUUUCUUUUCUCAACACCGACCUCUAUUAUUGUUGUUACAGUAUUGUAUUGUUCAACAACCACCACAACUAUUUAAAAAAAGAUUUGCCUUCCAUAUCUCUCUGAUGAGCAGCGGAGAAUGUCCAUACACUUGUCUCAAAACAAUGACUUUAGUUCCAUAUUUCACCUGAUUGGGGUGGCAGGUAGCCGAGAGGUUAGAGCAUUGGUCCAGUUACCCAAAGUACUUCUGUGGCUGACCCUGUAAAACAACACCUUUCACUGCACCUAUCAGGUGUAUGUGACAGUAAAACAUAUAUAUAUUUUCCUUGGUGCCUCUACUGCAUACCACAGAAACAUUACAUUGUAUAUUCCAUUCCAAUUGUUUUUGAAGGAAUGCUUUGAUAUUGCUAUCACAUAAGGGUGGUGACAUUAAUUUUGCCCACUGCAUACAGUGUUACAGUAUGUGAAUGUGCCAUGUGUUGCUGUCAAUGCAGUGUGUUUCUAAAAGACAGUAUAUUCAUCCACAUUAUUAACCAAAAAAUUCAGAGACACUGUCUGUAUCCCAAAUGGCACCCUAUUCCCUACAUAGUGUGCUACUUUCCCUAUAGGCCCUGGUCAAAAGUAGUGCACUAUAAAAUGACCUCAUAAAACUCUGUUUCAAUUUCCUCCAUUGCAAAUUGUGUUUGCUUGUCCUGUCCUCCUUGUGCUAAGUGUAUGACAUUUGUAAUGAGUAUAAAGUGUUUAUAGGGCGUGAAUGACGUCUGAACAGACAAUAUAGCUGAUUUCCUGAGUGGUGUUUGUGUUUCUAAGUGCAUGUUUGCCUUGUUUUUGUCCUACCGUCACCCCGUGGAUGCUCUGUUUGCCACACAGAAAUGGUACUCAAAAUGUCAGGUAGGUUUCUACUUUCUAUACACAGUCACAUAGACAAGCUCUAUCUGGUAGGCCUACUGACUAUUUCAAAUCAGUAUUCACAAACAAUCCUUUAAGUGAAGCAUUUUUAACACUGUUUUAACAAUAUACUCUGUCCUGUCUGUGUAGCUUGUAUCCCCAUUUUAAGCUGCAGGUUUUUGGAGACUUUCGAUUGUAACAACGUUUUCUGUUUCAUCCAGGUUUGAUGAUCCUGAUGACAUCCUGGAGAAUGAGGAGUUUCUGCCCAACGGAGAUGGGAGGAAACCAAUGCGCUUCACAGAUGUGAGUGUAGCUGACUUUAUUACCUCUGCAUGUACCACAACUCAAACAUCAUUACUGUUGACCAUAGGGGUCUGGUCAAAAUAAGUGCACUAAUAGGGAAUAGGGUGUCAUUUGGAAUGAUUGGAAUCUGAUGACACAUUCCGCUUGUCACAUUGCACUAGACAAGAGCAUGAGUUUCUAAAUGUAAGAAGAGCAGCCAUUUUCUGCUUUACCUCAUUAUUGAAUGAACUGAAUCUGAAAUUGUUGUAUUUGUUUUGAUCAGUUUGAGGGAAAGACGUCUUUCGGCAUGUCUGUGUUCAACCUGGGGAAUGCUAUCAUGGGCAGUGGAAUUCUGGGACUGGCUUAUGCCAUGGCCAACACUGGCAUCCUCCUCUUCCUGUAAGUCAAACCGUCAGCGAUACAUCACUGUACUGUGAGUCGCUCUGAAUAAGAGUGUCUGUUAAACAGUGGAGGCUGGUGGGAGGAGCUAUAGGAGGAAGGGCUCAUUUUAAUGGCUGGAAUGGAAUAAAUGGAACGGUAUCAAACACAUCAAACAUAUGGAAACCAUGUUUGGCUCCGUUCCAUUCAUUUCAUUCCAGCCAUUACAAUGAGCCCAUCCUCCUAUAGCUCCUCCCCCCAGCCUCCACUGCUGUUAAAUGACCAAAAUGUAAUGUAAAUGUAAUACAAAUGUAAUGUCUAGUCCUGCCUCUUGCUUCUUAACUGUCUCCUAGUCUCUCCUUUCCCCAGGUGGCUUAGUGUUUCUUUCUUCAUGUCAUAAAACCCUGAAACCGCAAAACGAUACACUUGCAUAGCACUGACUUUCAAGUCAGUGACACACUGAGCACAGACACGGUAGGAGUCACUCAUUAGCUAUUGGUCUGUUGCUAGUUGCACUGCCUCUGCCAGCUUGUUGUGGUGUGAUAUCCCUUUGCCUAAGCAGAGAGCCAGGGGAGAACAUGCUCCCCAGUCCCAGUGAUAGCCUUUAGGCUGCACAUGGAGUCCACAUAGUGGAAAGGGCCGGAGUGGGGGUUGAAAAUAGCCACAACCUUCGCUUGCAGAAGGGAGCUGGGACGACCAGAAAUGCUAUCUGCCCAGAGCCCCAGCCUGCCUGCCUCAAGAGGGGUGCUGGGCCAGGAUGGGGUGAGAAGGGGCCAGGGUGGGGCUGUAGGCUGGGUGGGGGUCUGUGGUGACACGAUCCACACUAUCCCCUCCCUCCCAUCCUCCCCCAUUGCUCCAACCCUUGUUCCCGCCCCUGUGGACACAAAUAGGCCCCAGAAAGGCCACAGCCCAGAAUAGCCCCGCCUCCCAGUCCCCAUGCCACUGGCCCCCUCUGUAGCGCUGGACAUUUCCACUCCCCUCCCUCCUCCCUCGGUCCCUCUGUCCAUCUCAUGGAAACAUAGAGUCCCCCCCCCCAUCCAUGUGACUCCGUGUUGGUUUGUAUAGCUGCAGAGAGCAGGACUUAGGGCAGGGACAGGAACAGGGACAGUCUUCAUUCACAACUCUGCAUGGGAACACAACCCAUUCUAUGGAUUCUAAAGAGUUUCUCCUCUAAAGAUGGAGUCAACAGCAGAACCCUUCUUUAGAGCUCACAGUCACCUGCAGUUAGGCUACAGGAUGGAACACAUCAUCAUCAUCACCAUCGCCAUGGUGAUCGUUGUCAUCUUUGUUGCGAAUUUUGUCCCAAUAACAUGGUGCUCAUUCUGAACAUAUGCUUUUCCACAAAGACAGAUGUCAAAGACUAAUGUCAAACAAGGUCACCUUUGAGAUAUUAUGGUGAAUGAAGGAACCCUUCGACCUGUCUUCAUAAAGGCUUUCUGUUUUAUUAACCUACUAGGAAUUGUUUUAGUAAGAUUGCGGCAAAGACAAACCUAUUGUUUAAGUCUCUAAUGUAGCUUUUAUGAAAGAAAUCCCAUUAAACAGAGGCAUUUCUCUGGCUUUGUGACUUCAGGUUAUUGUACAGGGGAGGAUGGGUUCAACAGCUUCAGAUAGAUGUAUUUGUUAGAUGUAGGAAUCAAUUCACAUGGAUUUGUUUGUCUGUGUAUUCUAAGUAUAUUAUUACUGACUUUGGACUCAAAGACAUGUCUUCUGGUAAAAGUAAGCCAAGUCUAGAUUCCUGUAGCAAACAAAAUGUGAUCAAAUUCCAAGUCAUUGUUCCAAGUCCUAUCUUUUCCCAUGAAAAAACUGAUUUGUGGCAUUGUGGGUGUGACGGACACAGAACCUUCUUUGUGUCUCAAUGGUAACCUACUGUAACUCAAGAUAGAAAACCCCAAUUUCUCAAGGGAACAAGAAGACCCACAUAAUUUAGAUGUUUUCUGCCUCCCUCAGCAUAUGGGAGCGGUUUCAGGGCUCCCCCCACGUCCUCUGGGAAUGCCAUACACCUUAGCAGUUCCCAGGGGACGUGGGGGGAAGCCCUGAAACUGCUCCCAUUCCUUGUGCGUGAGUGAUAUGUUAUGAUCUCCCAUGAUGCCUUACUCAGUAUCACUCAGCGUUUCCAUGAUGCCUUACUCAAGUUUCAAGUUUCAAGUUUUAGUCGUAUGUACAGGAUACAAAUGGUAUACACCAGGGUUCUUCAAUUCCGGUCCUGGAGGGCCGAAACACUUCUGUUUUUUAUUUCUACCUGGUAGUUAAUUGCACUCACCUGGUGUCCCAGGUCUGAGUUAGCCCCUGAUUAGAAGGAGAGGAUGAAAAACAGAGGUGUUUCGGCCCUCUAGGACCGGAAUUGAAGAACCCUGGUAUACACCAUCCAACGAAAUGCUUCCUUGCAGGUUCCUUCUGGACAAUGCAACAACAAUAAGAGAUAAAAGAUAAGAACAUAAAGCAAAUGGUUCAGUAGAAUGGAAUAAACAUUGUAGCAUAAGUAUAAUACAGGAAGGCACAAUUUAUAGUCCAGUUAUUUACAUGUGUUUUGUGGAAGGGGGAUGGAGGUGCAAGUCCAGCAUCACUCAGCGUUUCCAUGAUUUCUUAAUCAGCAUCACUCAGCGUUUCCAUGAUUCCUUACUCAGCAUCUCUGUGUUUCCAUGAUUUCUUACUCAGCAUCUCUGUGUUUCCAUGAUUUCUUACUCAGCAUCUCUGUGUUUCCAUGUUUCUUACUCAGCAUUUCCCAUAGCAGUAAGAACAGAGUGGGAAUACAGGUCCUAUAACAUGACAUUUAGACACGAGACCUGAGAACUGCGAUUUCAUGGAGAAAGGAACCAAACCAAACAUUGAGCAACUCAUACUCAAUGCCGUGGUCUCAUUCACCAGCUGUUGUGACUCCUGGCCACAUAGGUCUACAUACCCAAGGCUCUGCUCUUUUGAGUGGUCAGUGGAAUGUCAGGGCUCAACCUCUGUGCCCACACUGACUGUGGCCAGAUGCUAGGAUCCUCACCUCUGCUGUGGCCAGUAGUCAAGGAGCCUCCAUCUGGCCGUAGAGGCCGGACUCUGAGGUCUGGGAAAGGUGAUGGCAUCGGGAGCGCCCUCUGACCCAUCUAGGAAUGCCGAAGGGGUCAGUGUUCUGUAGGCGGACUGCAGCUCUGCUCCACGCUGCCUUUGGCACAGGGGCGUAAGGGGGAGAGGGGUUGUGAGAAACGCUGUUUCUCAGAGUAUUACAACAGACCAGGAUGGCUGGAAGGAGACUUACGUGGUUUAUUAAACCCCCCCCACACCUCGCUCCUACGUUCUUACCCCCAACUUGACUUUCUCAGACUGUUGACAACAUCAUACAGCAUUAGCCUUUUCAUGACAUUGAGAGUCUGCUGAGAAAGCGCUUGCCUUUAUUAACUGUCUGUACUUGAUCCCUGAGAUCACAUGGCUAUAGUUGGACAUUACAGUUGGUGGUUAGCCAGCCAGAGUUGGCUUUGUUCUAGCUGUACCUUUCCACUGUUCAUCCUAGUAAUCCCAUCAUGAUACAAUUAUUGUAUUUCAGUGAAACCUUUAAAUGUUUAUUUUUGGAAUUAUACCCAGGCAGUUGUAAUCUCAAACUGUAAUUUAUUUUGUUAUAUUGGCUCCUAGUCAAGCCACUAAGUGCAGGGCUUGUCGUAGAAAUGUGUGUGUUCGUGCUAUUAUUACAUAUUGUCAGAGACGAGUUGAGGAGUUCACUUCCACAGUCUGUUCUGAGCUUGUUAGUUGCUAUGCUCAACUAAAGACCUUUCACUGCAUUGAAAUUAGGCAAUGAUGUGUUUUAUCAUGUACUCUUUCUUUCUCUCCUCCCAGGUUUCUUCUGACUGCUGUGGCGGCUCUCUCCUCCUACUCCAUUCACCUGCUGCUCAAAUCCUCUGGCAUUGUGGGUAAGCUGACCCUCAUCUUCAAUGGACCUCAUGCCUGAAUGGUGCACGUGUAGCUAUGUAUAGUAAUACAUGCACAUCAUAGUUUGAUCCAGUGGCAACACUCCAAGACGUAGGGGUGUGUCACACUAUUGCUGAACCAUUGAGAGGAGAUGAUGGUACAGCAUAUUUUGGGCUGCUGCAGCGUCCAGUCACAGGGAUAGGGCCAGAUGGAGAAAAAGUGUUGGCUUGCAUAGUUACCGUUUUUAGCAUUUGCAUGUCUUGAUUGUAGCUUGUAUAGAUUAGCUUGGAGAAGUAAUGUGCUAUUACAAUGUAAUGAAUUCCCAAUGGCCCAGCAUUAAGGAUGUGUACAAAUCCUUAUAUAUUGUUGUGUGUUCAUAUUCUGGUAUAGGGGCCUAGUAUGGAAAUAGAGGCCUGGCAUAUUAACCACUGUAGAUUAACCUGUAGAUUCUACACUGACUAUAUAACUAAGUGUUGUUUGACUUACUACCUGGGUGUCCCCCUGUAAAGCUGUGUAAUGAUGAUGUUGCGCAACCCUCUUCCUCUUCCAGGAAUCCGAGCCUAUGAACAGCUAGGCUACAGGGCCUUUGGCACCCCAGGCAAGAUGGCCGCCGGUAUUGCCAUCACUCUACAGAACAUUGGAGGUGAGAGGACACUGUGGUCACUGGUCUAGUUUACCUCAACAACACACAUAUGUGUGUAUUUGUAGUGGUUAUAGUGUUAUGAUGAAUCACAAAGCUCAGCAGCAGUCAGGCAGGCAAACUGUUUGGUCUUCCUGUUCACUUGGAGAUCAGCCCUUCACAUUAACCCCCCCCCCCCCCCCCAUAUUCACAUAGUACUACUAAUACAGCCCUAUCCCUAGCCCUCUCUUUCUCUCUGUGUGUGUCUGUGUGUGUGUAUAUGAUAUGGCAGAGUUUUAGGAGCUAAGGCCAGCUGUCCAGUUGGCAAACAGCUGCUGCCAUGGACGUGGUGGUGUGUUGGCUUUGACAGUGUGCUGGCUGCCUGCCUUCCUACGUGGUCUGAUCCCUAACUUUGACUGACACACAGGCAGCACCAGCCAGUAGCCAUGUUACCAUUGUGUUUCUUACUGCAACAGUAGCAGUGAAGUAUGUCUUAGUACCACAGAGAGAACACAUUACACAAAGUACUGUCUGAGAAUCAUGAAUCAUGUUGUUUCAGGUCGAGGCAAAGAAUUACACAUGGCGAGUAAGAAAAGAAUAGAAAGAGUUUGAGCAUAUUCAGAAUGUAGACAUUAAUUAUUCUAGAUGGACAAUGCAUGGUCACUUAUUCAAUCGGAUGUGAGGGCAAAUGAGGGAAAUACUGCUUAAUAACACGGAUGUGAUGAAAUGAGGACGCAUUAUGAAGAUGAGGAUAUGUUAUGAAAUGCGGGGAAACUUUAAUUUGCUUUGAGUAGCUUUAUGUUAUUGUAAAUCGUUUUAAUAAUUAAUGCCUUUAGGAAAUCUCUUUCCACACUGUGCAGUCUGUGUUCUUUUCUAGACGUCUAUACGUCUUUCUUCAGUCUGUUCUCUUCUAGACGUCUGUACGUCUUUCUUCAGUCUGUGUUCUUUUCUAGACGUCUGUACGUCUAUCUUCAGUCUGUGUUCUUUUCUAGACGUCUGUACGUCUUUCUUCAGUCUGUGUUCUUUUCUAGACGUCUGUACGUCUUUCUUCAGUCUGUGUUCUUUUCUAGACGUCUGUACGGCUUUCUUCAGUCUGUUAUUUUCUAGACGUCUAGACGGCUUUCUUCAGUCUGUUAUUUUCUAGACGUCUAGACGGCUUUCUUCAGUCUGUGUUCUUUUCUAGACGUCUGUACGGCUUUCUUCAGUCUGUGUUCUUUUCUAGACGUCUGUACGGCUUUCUUCAGUCUGUGUUCUUUUCUAGACGUCUGUACGUCUUUCUUCAGUCUGUGUUCUUUUCUAGACGUCUGUACGUCUUUCUUCAGUCUGUGUUCUUUUCUAGACGUCUGUACGUCUUUCUUCAGUCUGUGUUCUUUUCUAGACGUCUGUACGUCUUUCUUCAGUCUGUGUUCUUUUCUAGACGUCUGUACGUCUUUCUUCAGUCUGUGUUCUUUUCUAGACGUCUGUACGUCUUUCUUCAGUCUGUGUUCUUUUCUAGACGUCUGUAUGUCUUUCUUCAGUCUGUGUUCUUUUCUAGACGUCUGUACGUCUUUCUUCAGUCUGUGUUCUUUUCUAGACGUCUGUACGGCUUUCUUCAGUCUGUUAUUUUCUAGACGUCUAGACGGCUUUCUUCAGUCUGUUAUUUUCUAGACGUCUAGACGGCUUUCUUCAGUCUGUGUUCUUUUCUAGACGUCUGUACGGCUUUCUUCAGUCUGUGUUCUUUUCUAGACGUCUGUACGUCUUUCUUCAGUCUGUGUUCUUUUCUAGACGUCUGUACGUCUUUCUUCAGUCUGUGUUCUCUUCUAGACGUCUGUACGUCUUUCUUCAGUCUGUGUUCUUUUCUAGACGUCUGUACGUCUAUCUUCAGUCUGUGUUCUUUUCUAGACGUCUGUACGGCUUUCUUCAGUCUGUUAUUUUCUAGACGUCUAGACGGCUUUCUUCAGUCUGUUAUUUUCUAGACGUCUAGACGGCUUUCUUCAGUCUGUGUUCUUUUCUAGACGUCUGUACGGCUUUCUUCAGUCUGUGUUCUUUUCUAGACGUCUGUACGUCUUUCUUCAGUCUGUGUUCUUUUCUAGACGUCUGUACGUCUUUCUUCAGUCUGUGUUCUCUUCUAGACGUCUGUACGUCUUUCUUCAGUCUGUGUUCUUUUCUAGACGUCUGUACGUCUUUCUUCAGUCUGUGUUCUUUUCUAGACGUCUGUACGGCUUUCUUCAGUCUGUGUUCUUUUCUAGACGUCUGUACGGCUUUCUUCAGUCUGUUAUUUUCUAGACGUCUGUACGGCUUUCUUCAGUCUGUGUUAUUUUCUAGACGUCUGUACGUCUUUCUUCAGUCUGUGUUAUUUUCUAGAUGUCUGUACGUCUUUCUUCAGUCUGUGUUAUUUUCUAGACAUCUGUACGUCUUUCUUUCCCCAGGUGAAUGUGCUAUGUGUUGACUGAGUGAGUCACCCAUAUGUGAAAGUGUUAGCUACAUGUCUUGAUUAAAUGUCACUGACUGUGUCACUCAUAGUUUCUGUCGGUCUCUACUCCUCACAGCCAUGUCCAGCUACCUGUACAUCGUCAAGUCUGAGUUCCCAUUGGUCAUCCAGGCCUUCAGUAGGGCGGACCCCACGUCUGAGUGAGUACUCUUAUUGGUCUAUCCACUAGAUCUAACAUGUCUCUACAUUCCGGGCCCACAGUAGGCAAAUGCUCGCCUGGCAUAGCCUAGUAUACCAGGGGAGAGGUGGGACAGGGGUAGGAGCCUGCUAUUGGCUAGACAGAAUAGAGGGGAUUGUUAGGAAAGGUUAGCACACACCUCUUCCCCCGCCCACAGGUUGUGGUGACAACGCCUCCAAACAGAAGUGUUGUGGUGGUGAUACAGGGGGUGGUGUGUUGGGCGGCCCUGCGGUCCCUGGCUGUCUGAAAUGCUUUUCUGCGCUGCUUCUCCCCUGGCCGGAUCUAAAAACAAACCCUGGACAGGACAGGGAGUGCUGAGAGCUGAGCCCUGUCCUGCUCUACCCAGCCAGGCUGCUUUAGGAAACAUCACAGCUCCCUUCUCUAUUAGCCUGGCCAUAGGGCUCAGCCCUGCAUCAAAGCACACUGGAUCUAGUUGACACGGGGGAGUUGAAUACACGAAAGAAAUGUACAGCAGCGCAGCCAGAAGAGCAGUGAAAAUGACGCAUAUUAAUCUCAAUGGUGUUGGCAUCCUGACGAAGGGAGGUGAGAUGAGACGGCUUCUCCAUCUGUUCUCUGUGCUCUGGCUUAGAGCCCUGUGUGUCAUCCAGCUAGUUGGAUGCUCUGACCACGUGUCUCAGUGGGUUUCUGUGUGUUUCUGUGUGUCCUGUAGCUAAGUGUUGCAAUGUUUUACUGUUGUUAUGUGUGUGUGUUUCAUUUCUGGGAGAGUGCAGGUAUUUCUCCAUAGGGAUCUUAGAGUUCUCUGAAGGCCUGUCAUCACCCUUUGUUGUUGAUGAGGAGGGGUGUGACAGGGUCAGAUUGUGACGCGGGUGUGUGUGUGUUGGGGACAGGAUCAAGCACACACGCACAUUCUCAGGUGACAGCAGACAGCUGUCUGGACUGGGGUGCCAGCCACACUAAAGGACAGGUCAACUCAGGCACAAACACAUAGGCAGGACUCUUUAUGUCCAGACAUCUACACAGCACACACACACACACACACACACACACACACACACACACACACACACACACACACACACACACACACACACACACACACACACACACACACACACACACACACACACACACACACACACACACACACACACACACACACACUUCUUUAGCUCCCUCUCUACAUCCAUGGUCAGUACAUCAUAUUCUCUGGUUUCAGGUGCGUUUAGAUUUGUGGCUUCAGGAGAAGAGGUGGGGGGGGGGGGGGGGGGUUUGUUGGCAGGGGUUUGUUUAAAUAGAGAUGGGCUUACAGUGAUUCAGACAGUGUGUCUGACUGGAUAAGGGCCUGUCACACACACACACACACACACACACUCAGUGAGUGGGUGGGACACAUUCAGCCAGCAGGGAACAGGGAGGUCGGCAUCAGAAGCAUGUACAACACAGAUAAUAGGGCUACAUACAGUUGAAGUUGGAAGUUUACAUACACCUUAGCCAAAUGUUUUUUAAACUCAGUUUCACAAUUCCUGACAUUUAAUCCUAGUAAAUAUUCCCUCUCUUACGUCAGUUAGGAUCACCACUUUAUUUUAAGAAUAUGAAUUGUCAGAAUAUAGUAGAAAUAAUGAUUUAUUUAGCUUUUAUUUCUUUCAUCACAUUCCCAGUGGGUCAGAAGUUUACAUACACUCAAUUAGUAUUUGGUAGCAUGUCCUAACCACUUGCCAAAACUAUAGUUUGUUAACAAGAAAUUUGUGGAGUGGUUGAAAAACGAGUUUUAAUGACUCCAACCUAAAUGUAUGUAAACUUCCGACUUUAACUGUAUGAAGGAAGAGGAAAAUAGAGGGCUACAUAUGAAGGAAGAGGAUAAUAGAGGACUAAAUAUGAAGGAAGAGGAUAGUAGAGGGAUAAAUAUGAAGGAAGAGGAUAAUAGAGGGCUACAUAUGAAGGAAGAGGAUAGUAGAUGGCUACAUAUGAAGGAAGAGGAAAAUAGAGGGCUACAUAUGAAGGAAGAGGAAAAUAGAGGGCUACAUAUGAAGGAAGAGGAUAGUAGAGGGAUACAUAUGAAGGAAGAGGAUAGUAGAGGGCUAAAUAUGAAGGAAGAGGAUAAUAGAGGGAUACAUAUGAAGGAAGAAGAUAGUAGAGGGCUACAUAUGAAGGAAGAGGAUAGUAGAGGGCUAAAUAUGAAGGAAGAGGAUAGUAGAGGGCUACAUAUGAAGGAAGAGGAUAAUAGAGGGCUACAUAUGAAGGAAGAGGAUAAUAGAGGGCUAAAUAUGAAGGAAGAGGAUAGUAGAGGGAUACAUAUGAAGGAAGAGGAUAGUAGAGGGAUACAUAUGAAGGAAGAGGAUAGUAGAGGGCUACAUAUGAAGGAAGAGGAUAGUAGAGGGCUAAAUAUGAAGGAAGAGGAUAGUAGAGGGAUACAUAUGAAGGAAGAGGAUAAUAGAGGGCUACAUAUGAAGGAAGAGGAUAAUAGAGGGCUACAUAUGAAGGAAGAGGAUAGUAGAGGGAUACAUAUGAAGGAAGAGGAUAGUAGAGGGCUACAUAUGAAGGAAGAGGAUAGUAGAGGGCUAAAUAUGAAGGAAGAGGAUAGUAGAGGGAUACAUAUGAAGGAAGAAGAUAGUAGAGGGCUACAUAUGAAGGAAGAGGAUAGUAGAGGGCUAAAUAUUAAGGAAGAGGAUAGUAGAGGGAUACAUAUGAAGGAAGAGGAUAGUAGAGGGCUACAUAUGAAGGAAGAGGAUAAUAGAGGGCUAAAUAUGAAGGAAGAGGAUAGUAGAGGGAUACAUAUGAAGGAAGAAGAUAGUAGAGGGCUACAUAUGAAGGUAGAGCAUAGUAGAGGGAUACAUAUGAAGGAAGAGGAUAGUAGAGGGCUACAUAUGAAGGAAGAGGAAAAUAGAGGGCUACAUAUGAAGGAAGAGGAUAGUAGAGGGCUACAUAUGAAGGAAGAGGAUAGUAGAGGGCUACAUAUGAAGGAAGAGGAAAAUAGAGGGCUACAUAUGAAGAAAGAGGAAAAUAGAGGGCUACAUAUGAAGGAAGAGGAUAGUAGAGGGCUAAAUAUGAAGGAAGAGGAUAGUAGAGGGCUACAUAUGAAGGAAGAGGAUAAUAGAGGGCUACAUAUGAAGGAAGAGUAUAGUAGAGGGCUACAUAUGAAGGAAGAGUAUAGUAGAGGGCUAAAUAUGAAGGAAGAGGAUAGUAUUGGGCUACAUUUGAAGGAAGAGGAUAGUAGAGGGCUACAUUUGAAGGAAGAGGAUAGUAGAGGCUACAUAUGAAGGAAGAGGAAAAUAGAGGGCUACAUAUGAAGGAAGAGGAAAAUAGAGGGCUACAUAUGAAGGAAUAGGAUAAUAGAGGGCUACAUAUGAAGGUAGAGGAUAGUAGAGGGAUACAUAUGAAGGAAGAGGAUAGUAGAGGGAUAAAUAUGAAGGAAGAAGAUAGUAGAGGGCUACAUAUGAAGGUAGAGGAUAGUAGAGGGAUACAUAUGAAGGAAGAGGAUAAUAGAGGGCUACAUAUGAAGGAAGAGGAUAGUAUCGGGCUACAUUUGAAGGAAGAGGAUAGUAGAGGGCUACAUUUGAAGGAAGAGGAUAGUAGAGGCUACAUAUGAAGGAAGAGGAUAAUAGAGGGCUACAUAUGAAGGAAGAGGAUAGUAGAGGGAUGCAUAUGAAGGAAGAGGAUAGUAGAGGGAUACAUAUGAAGGAAGAGGAUAGUAGAGGGAUACAUAUGUAGGAAGAGGAUAGUAGAGGGAUACAUAUGAAGGAAGAGGAUAGUAGAGGGAUACAUAUGAAGGAAGAGGAUAGUAGAGGGAUACAUAUGAAGGAAGAGGAUAGUAGCAGGCUGCAUUUGAAGGAAGAGGAUAGUAGAGGGCUACAUAUGAAGGAAGAGGAUAGUAGAGGGCUACAUAUGAAGGAAGAGGAUAGUAGAGGGAUACAUAUUUAGGAAGAGGAUAGUAGAGGGCUACAUAUGAAGGAAGAGUAACUAGAAGACCACAGUUAUGAGGAAAGAGAGAGAGCUUCCAAAAAGCAAUCGGUAGUUCUUGGGAACAGGGCGUGAAGUGUUUAGGUCCGUAUAUGCUACCCUUAUUGGAACUGUCAAUGUCCACGUAAAUCAGUGGCCUUAUACAGUGCCUUGCAAAAGUAUUCAUCCCCCUUGGCGUUUUUCCUAUUUUGUUGCAUUACAACCUGUAAUUUAAAUUCAUUUUUAUUUGAUUUAAUGUAAUGGACAUACACAAAAUAGUCCAAAUUGGGGAAGUGAAAUUAAAAUAAUUCUAACAAAUAACAGAAAAGUGAUGCGUGCAUAUGUAUUCACCCCCUUUGCUAUGAAGCCUUCAUAUAUAGCCUCUACUAUCUCUUCCUUCAUAUGUAGCCCUCUACUAUCCUCUUCCUUCAUAUGUAGCCCUCUACUAUCCUCUUCCUUCACACUUUAAGCCAUACACUCCACAGAGUUGCGCUUUACGGAAGAGUGGCCAGAAAAAAGCCAUUGCUUAUAGAAAAAAAUAAGCAAACACGUUUGGUGUUCACCAAAAGCAAUGUGGUCAGAUGAGUCUAAAAUUUAGCUUUUGGGCCGGGGUGAGUCUUACCGUCCGUGAGGAACGGCUGGGACAGGAUUGCUCCCACCGCAAUGUCUGAAGCAUCCACCUCCACAAUGAAUGGUAGGGACGGAUCAGGAUGCCCUUGGACCGGGGCCGAUGUAAAGUGCUGCUUAAGCGCAUCGAAUGCGUUCCCCGCUUCAGGGGUCCAGGCGAAUGAGCACACGCUCGUCUGGGUGAGGGCUGUCAGGGGACCGGCUAGGGAGCUACAAUUGCGAAUAAAUCGGCUAUAAAAAUUAGCGAACCCUAAAAACCGUUGUAGUUGCUUGAGGGAGGAGGGCUGGGGCCAAUCCAGUACCGUGCUGACCUUUGCUGGGUCCCUCCGUAGGUCCCCCUGGGUGACGAUGAACCCCAGGAAGGAGACUGUCUCCGUGUGGAACACGCACUUCUCCUCCUUGACGUAGAGAGGGUGAUGGAGAAGGCGUUGGAGGACCUGCCUAACGUGCUGCUGGUGUUCACUCAUGUUCUUUGAAAAUUUUAGGAUGUGUUCCAAAUACACGAAGACGCUGUGGUCGAGGAGGUCCUGGAGUACGUCAUUGACCAACGCCUGGAACACCGCAGGUGCGUUGGCUAGACCGAACGGCAGGACUUGGUACUCGUAAUGCCCACUGGGUGUGUUAAAAAGCCGUCUUCCACUCGUCCCCCUCCCGAAUCCUCACCAGGUUUUAGGCAUUUUGUAAGUCCAGCCUGGUGAAGAUCCGGGCUCAUCAGGGGGAGUGGGAAGCAGUUCUUAACUGUGAUGUUGUUGAGCGCCCUGUAAUCAACGGCCGUUGCCCACUGUCCUUUUUCCCCACGAAGAAAAGCCUGCGCCCGCGGGUGAGGUAGAUGGGCAGAUGUGAUCCUCGACGAGUGCCUCGUCGAUAUACUCCCUCAUGGCCAGCGUCUCCGGCCCGGGACAAGGAAAAAAAUCGCCCUCGUGUUGGCAUGGUGCCCGGCAGGAGAUCAAUAGCGCAGUCGUAUGGCCUGUGAGGAGGUAGACCCUUGGCACGCCUCUUACUAAACACCUCCCCUGGAUAUCCUCCCAUAGCCCCCCUGCCACCCGGACACGCACGGGGACAGUGCGCCGGGUGAUGAAGCCCGACCCCAAUGGCCGGCCGUCCAGGCCCAUGACCGGAACCGGCUCGGAGAGGGAGAGUAACGGAACGGUCCACCCUUGGGCCAGCCCCGCAUCCAUCAGGUUUCCCGUGGCCACCAAAAUCCACCAGUGCAUGCGCCCAACGCGCAGAGUGGGCCCACUGAACCCUGACGGGGAGAAAAGUCAGGGAGUCUCUCGAUUUGGGGUUUCGGUUCCAGCUUGCUAGCACCGCUCCCGAUACUAGCAAGCCCUCCCGUUUCCCGGCUUCUCAGGGCAUGAGUCGCAGUGGUGACAUGCCUGGCCGCAGUACAGGCAACGUCCCUGGCGCAGACGCCUCUGCCUCUCCAUCCUGGACAAGCGAGCCGCACCCAGCUGCAUAGCCUCCUCCUGAGGUGUCUCCUCCCUGAAUCGGCGGAAAGCCUCCGGGCUGAUAGGGGGACGCGGAGGCGCACCUUGCGUCAUCCCGCUCUCGUGCGCCCUCUCACGAUGCCGAUUGUUUACCCGCACUGAGAGGUUGACGAGGCUGUCCAGUUGCUCAGGCAGCUCCCUGAAGGAGAGUUCGUCCUUCAUCCCCUCCGAUAGCCCCUGAGUGUAAAGGACGACCAGGGCGGCCUCCUCCCAUCCUGCCUCUUGAGCCCGGGUCCGGAACUCCACGGAGUAGUCCGCCACUGAGCGAUCACCCUGCCGACAGGCCGUGAGCCACCUCCCAGCCUCGUGCCCCGACACCACCCGAGAGGUGUCGAACACCUUGCGUAUCUCCCGGGUGAAUUGGUAGGAGUCGGCUCUCUCACUCCGCUUUAGCCCAGGAAAGAGCCCGACCCGUCAAUAGAGUGAUGAUGUAGGCCACCCGGCCCUGCUCUGUCGGGAAGGAGGAGGGUUGUAGGCUGAAUACAAGGGCACACUGGGUGAGGAAUUCCCUGCAGCCCUCUGGACGUCUGUCAUCCCUAUCCGGAGGUGGUAGGCGGCAUUCCCACGAUGUCACAGGCGAGACUGGAGACGCCGCUGCGGCUUCCGCUCCCACGCCAGCUGCCGGGGCUGGUCGGGUAUCCACCCGGCUCUGCACGGCGAUCGUCAGCUGGCGGAGAUUCUCUGUGAUCUGCUGCAGGCUGCGGUCGUGUUGGUUCAUUACAGCCCCCUGCGUUGCCAAUGCGCUCUGAUACUGUGCUGCCUCCGCUGGGUCCAUAGUUGCUCCGUUUUCUGUAAGGGUUGGUGUGAGGUGUGACCCAGGUGCGGUGCAGGAUAGACAGUAGGCAGUAGGCAAGGAUGGUGAAACAGGGAUCUUUACUGGUGGUCCCGAAGCCAGGAUACAAAACAACGGACUUAACACGAUAAAAGAAAGGUGGAGCAAAUAUGUCUCCAAAAACAGGCCGACAUCCAAAAUACGAAAUAGUAACUAUGACUGAAAUAAUAAAGAAACAGGGAGAACACUUCUCGAGUACCUGUACAUACUUCUCCGAUCAGACACUGAUUAGUGCUGCUGAGCAUAGAGAAACUAGCAGAGAAAACUGAGCAAGGGAACACAGGGAAGUGAGGGCAUAAAUACACAGGUGAACAGGUAGACACAGGUGACACCAAUAGGAUGAUGAUUAGUCCAGACUGUGAGUGAGGAGGUGCCUGAGGUUGUCGGAGGAUGACACCUAGUGGAACGCUCUGGAACUGCGACCCCCUCCUGUAACAGGUGUUAUGCAAUUUCCUCUCUAAUACUGUAAGUAACCUUCCUCCUCUGUCUCAUUCUCUCUCUCUCUCUCUCUCUCUCUCUCUCUCUCUCUCUCUCUCUCUCUCUCUCUCUCUCAAGUACACAGCACACAUGCACGUUCUCUGACAGGGGUGAUGUCAACGAGGUGGGCCGAGUUGUUUGGUCCAGGCACUUCCCCAAAAGCUGCCAAUUGACAAACGGACAGCUGACCUCCAUUGGAGGAUCAAACAUGGGGCGAUAGACACCAAUAGAAAUUUGGUGCACCUAGAUCCAAGCUAUUUGGAGGGUUGUCUGUUGAGUCGUUAGUUCAUCUCUUCAUACAGUGUCCCUGACAGUUAAGGAUGUUUACCCUGCUAACCAGCUGGGGGAGGUUUUCUCUUCCAGGCUGUUCAUCCUAGGACCAAAGUACAGUUUCAGGCACAGGGGCUUGGUAGUCCUGCUACAUUUUCUGUCAGAAGUAGCCAAGCUAGCCAUCUGGAAGACAAGAAAUAACUGUAUGGACAGGGGUCUGUGGAUGUGGUGGCCAUGCUCAAGGGGUUAGUGGCAACAAGACUGAAGGUGGAGUUUUCCUACUACAGAUUGGUGGGGAACCUUUUCAUCCAUACAGUCAUAUGAAAAAGUUUGGGCACCACUCUGAGGCUGCAUAAUAAUUUACUCUGUCAUCACAGAAAAUGAUCACAGUGGCAUGCCAUUCAUUUUCUAACAAAAGCUGAGUACUGGGGUAUUGUCCAGACAAAGAUUUUUAAUAUCGCAAUAUUAAUUUGUAUGAAAUUAAAUCAGAUGUGAAAAAUAGGCUAUGCAAAUAUGUGGGCACCCUUGUCAUUCUGUUGAUCUGAAUACCUGUAACUACUUAGCACUGAUUAAUUGGAACACACAAUUGGUUUGGUGAGCUCAUUAAGCCUUGAACUUCAUAGACAAGUGCAUCCAAUCAUGAGAAAAGGUAUUUAAGGUGGCCAAUUGCAAGUUGUUGUUCUCUUUGACUCUCCUCUGAAGAGUGGAAACAUGGGGGCCUCAAAACAACUCUCAAAUGACCUGAAAACAAAGAUUGUUCAACAUUAUGGUUUAGGGGAAGGCUACAAAAAGCUAUUGCAGAGAUGUAAGCUGUCAGUGUCCACUGUGAGGAACAUAGUGAGGAAAUGGAAGACCACAGGCACAGUUCUUGUUAAGGCCAGAAGUGGCAGGCCAAGUAAAAUAUCGGAGAGGCAAAGGCGAAGGAUGGUGAGAACGGUCAAAUACAGCCCACAGACCACCUCCAAAGACCUACAACAUCAUCUUGCUGCAGAUGGUGUCACUGUGCAUCGUUCAAAAAUUCAGGACGUGAGAGUGAUGCGGAAGAAGCCUUUUUCUGCACACAUGCCACAAACAGAGUCGCUUGAGGUACGCAAACGCACAUUUGGACAAGCCAGCUUCAUUUUGGAAUAAGGUGCUGUGGACUGAUGAAACAAAGAUUGAGUUAUUUAGUCAUAACAAGGGGCGUUAUGCAUGGCGGCAAAAGAACACAUCGUUCCAAGAAAAACACUUGCUACCCACAGUCAAAUUUGGUGGGGGUUCCAUCAUGCUGUGGGGCUGUGUGGCCAGUGCCGGUACUGGGAAUCUUGUUAAAGUUGAGGGUCGCAUGGAUUCCACUCAAUAUCAGCAGAUUCUUGGGAAUAAUGUUGAAGAAUCAGUCACAAAGUUGAAGUUAUGCCGGGGCUGGAUAUUUCAACAAGACAACGACCCAAAACACUGCUCAAAAUCUACCCAGGCAUUUAUGCAGAGGAACAAGUACAAUGUUCUGGAAUGGCCAUCCCAGUCCCCAGACCUGAAUAUCAUUGAGAAUCUGUUGGAUGAUUUGAAGCGGCCUGUCCAUGCUCGGCAACCAUCAAACCUAACUGAAGUGGAGAUGUUUUGUAAGGAGGUAUGGUCCAAAAUACCUUCAUCCAGAAUCCAGACACUCAUUAGAGGCUAUAGGAAGCAUCUAGAGGCUGUUAUUUUAGCAAAAGGAGGCUCUACUAAAUAUUGAUGUGAUUUUUCUGUUGGGGUACCCAAAUUUAUGCACCCGUCUAAUUUCGUUUUGAUCCAUAUUGCACAUUUUCUGUUAAUCCAAUAAACCUAAUUUCACUACUGAAAUAUUACUGUGUCCAUCAGUUAUUUGAUAGAUCAAAAUGAAAUUGCUGAUCCAAACACCCAAUUAUUUAUAAAUGGAAAUCAUGGAAAUUGUCAGGGGUGCCCAAACUUUUUCAUACGACUGUACAUGGGGCCUUCAGGGGGCGUUGUGCUCUGUUGACGAAGAAGGGGAUCUGGAGUUGUCCUUUUAAAACCCUCUCAAAUUUCAGUUGUUUUCUUACAGGCUGUACACAUGAGCACGGUGGUGCAUGAUUCCUGAGGUUGAAUGUUCAUGUACUGUAGGGUCUUGACCCAAUAAAGGGGAUUUUAAAAUUAUCUCUCUCUCUCUCUCUCUGCCUCUCUCUCUGCCCCUCUUUCCCUCUCUCUCUCUCUCUCUCUCUCUCUCUCUCUCUCUCUCUCUCUCUCUCUCUCUCUCUCUGCCUUUCUCUCUCUCUCUCUCUCUCUCUCUCUGCCCCUCUUUCUCUCUCUCUGCCUCUCUCUCUGCCUCUCUCUCUCUCUCUUUCUCUCUCUCAGUUUGUGGUACCUGAAUGGGAACUACCUGGUGAUCAUGGUCUCCAUUAGCGUCAUCCUUCCUCUGGCCCUGAUGAAGCAGCUGGGUGAGUUGCACCUCUUCUUCUCCCUUCUAACCUCUUUGUUUUCCUGCAAAAUAACAACAAGCUUGUAUGUGACACCAACCACGUAAUAACCCUGGGUUGUCCACAACACACAACUGAAUACUGUGUUAGCUAACUGAGCUAAAGGCCAGCCGUUAGGCUCUGGGAGCUAACAUGAAUCUUCAGGUCUCAGGCAAGGCUAGUCAUCAAUAGUGUAGUUCACUGAACCACCUCCACUACAUAAGGACACAUGCACAGCUGUCCUACUGGGCCAAGUCUUAUGAAAGCCUCAGCCAGCUUUACAUUAGGUUAUAACAGCAACAUGUGGUUAGAUGUGAGAGCUACACUCCAGUAAAGCAAGGUGGAGGUGGAGAAAUACCACGGGGUGUAAUACACUCCAGUAAAGCAAGGUGGAGGUGGAGAAAUACCACGGGGUGUAAUACACUCCAGUAAAGCAAGGUGGAGGUGGAGGAAUACCACGGGGUGUAAUAAGGCUCCCAUUGCAGUGUGGAGGUCCUGACAGCAUUGACAAUUCUCCUGGGUCACACAGCAGCCAAUCAGACCCUCACACCGCUCCCACUCUCCUGGCCCGGUAUUGGUGCUGCCAUGGAAACGGCAGGGACCCAAUUAGCCUCCUAUGUCUCCAUGGAGCCCAGAAACACGGAGUUGUAGACGACCAAGACAACACUAACACAGAUAAGACGCUGCAUGGUUGUGCGGUUACACACACACACACACACACACACAGUGCAACACAAUGUGUGUGUUGCACUGGCAAUCAUGGUUGCUCCACGCACCUGCAGCACACUGAUUAAGUUUUAAGAAAUUAUGCGCAGCAAUCACCUCCUUUCACUGGCACUCAUGUCCAUGUUAAAGGCAUGUAAUUGGAGGUGGUCUUUCGACCAUUAGUAGCCUACAUCUAGUGUGACCACCAAACUCUUUUAUAUAACACUGUAGAAAACCUCCCUGUAAAUUCCAACUCCAGGAAUCAGUAGAUUUAAAUAGCUCACAAUUCUAUUCCAUUAUUUCUAAUAUGUUGUUGUUUUGUGCUCUACAGGCUACCUGGGCUAUACCAGUGGUUUCUCCCUUAGCUGCAUGGUCUUCUUCCUCAGUGCGGUACGUUUGUUUCUUCUCCCUCCUUCCUCUUCCUCUCCUUCCUCUCCCUCCUCUCUCCUUCCCCUCCCUCCUCUCCCUCCUUUUCUUCCUCUCCCUCCUCUCUCCUUCCUCUCCCUCCUCUCCCUCUUCUUCCUCUCCCUCCUCUCUCCUUCCUCUCCCUCCUCUUCUUCCUCUCCCUCCUCUCCCUCCUCUCCCUCCUCUUCCUCCUCUUCUUCCUCUCCCUCCUCUCCCUCCUCUUCUUCCUCUCCCUCCUCUCCCUCCUCUUCUUCCUCUCCCUCCUCUUCUUCCUCUCCCUCCUCUCCCUCCUCUUCUUCCUCUCCCUCCUCUCCCUCCUCUCCUUCCUCUCCCUCCUCUUCUUCUUCUCCCUCCUUCCUCUUCCUCUCCUUCCUCUCCCUCCUCUCUCCCUCCUCUCCCUCCUCUCCCUCCUCUCCCUCCUCUCCCUCCUCUUCUUCCUCUCCCUCCUCUCCCUCCUCUUCUUCCUCUCCCUCCUCUCCUUCCUCUCCCUCCUCUUCUUCCUCUCCCUCCUCUUCUUCCUCUCCCUCCUCUCUCCUUCCUCUUCCUCCUCUCCUUCCUCUCUCAUACCUCCCCUCCUCCCAUCCUCCCCUGUCUCUAUUUCCAGGGGGAUUUCAUAUUUGGGGAUGGUUUGAUUGGAUGGCAGUAAUAUAUAUCAAAGGGAUGGUUUGAUUUGAUGGCAGUAAUAUAUAUCAGAGGGAUGGUUUGAUUUGAUGGCAGUAAUAUAUAUCAGAGGGAUGGUUUGAUUGGAUGGCAGUAAUAUAUAUCAGAGGGAUGGUUUGAUUGGAUGGCAGUAAUAUAUAUCAGAGGGAUGGUUUGAUUGGAUGGCAGUAAUAUAUAUCAGAGGGAUGGUUUGAUUGGAUGGCAGUAAUAUAUAUCAGAGGGAUGGUUUGAUUGGAUGGCAGUAAUAAUAAUAUAAGAGCAGCUAAACACAUCAAAGGGAAAGAGUGGGACCAAAGUCUUCAGAGACUGACUCACUCUAAUCUACUGUGAAAGGGCUUUUCUGAGCUCCAUAAUACUCCCUCUCCUCCCCUCCUUCCUCCCUCAUCCUUCCUUCAUCUCUCAUACUGAUGUCUAUUCCCUGUGUGUGUAUAUGACCUGUUGCUGUGUUGUUUGAUGUGUAUCUUACCUCACUCCUCCUCCUCCCCCUCCUCUUCCAACUCCCUCCCUCUAUCUCUCCUCCCCCUUCAUUCUCCUUCUCGCCCUUCUUCUCCUCCUCUUCUCUCUCUCCCUCUAUCCAUCCUCCUCCUCCUCCUCUCUCUCUCCCCUAUCUCUCCUCUCCCUCCUCCUCUUCUCUCUCUCAUCUCCCUCUCUCCCUCCUCCCCCUCCUCCUCUCUCUCUCCAUCCUCCACCUCUUCCUCUCUCUCUCCUCCUCUCUCUCCUCUCCCUCUCUCCCUCCUCAACCUCAACCUCCUCCUCUCUCUCCCUCUAACCCUCCUCCUCUCUCUCCCGCCCUCCUCCACCUCCUCCCCUCUCUCUCCCUCCUCCUCUCUCCCCCUGCAGGUGAUCUAUAAGAAGUUCCAGAUCCCCUGUCCGUUUGAGGAGUUCUUUGCAGCCAAUCACACAGUGUCUCACCUGAACGUCACUGAUAACCACGCUCUCCAUGAUAACAGUCUGGUACAGGAGGUGGAUGACUCCCACUGUGGUGCAAAAAUGUUCACCAUGAACUCUCAGGUACAGUAAACCAGACUAUAGGCCAAAUGUUCACCAUGAACUCUCAGGUACAGUAAACCAGACUAUAGGCCCUGGUCAAAAGUAGUGCACUAAAUAGAGUCUAAAACUCCAUAACCCUCGUUCACUUUGCUCACCUAUGUACUGCAAAGGUGCAGGCCAUGCAAGUCUUGUAGAUGAGUAGUCCCUCUGAGGCUGGUCAAUGGUAACACAAGGUGUUUGUGUGUUUCAUUCACAGACAGCGUACACCAUCCCCAUCCUGGCCUUUGCCUUUGUGUGCCAUCCUGAGGUCCUGCCUAUCUACACUGAGCUCCGCAAGUGAGUGUGCCUGCCCUACCCAAACCUGCUCCGUCUGUCUCCCCACAGUGCCUCCCUAGUGUCAGCACUAAACCUCUGUUCAUAGGUUCCUACAUGCAUAUAGUUUACAGUGCAUUCGGAAAGUAUUCAGACCCCUUGACUUUGUCCACAUUUUGUUACGUUACAGCCUUAUUCUAAAAUUGAUUAAAUAAAAAACGUUCUUCAUCAAUCUACACUCAAUAACCCAUAAUGACAAAGCAAAAACAGGUUUUUAGAAUUUAUUAAAAAUAAACAACAGAAUUACCUUAUUUACAUGAGUAUUCAGACCCUUUGCUAUGAGACUUGAAAUUCAGCUCAGGUGCAUACUAUUUCCAUUGAUCAUCCUUGAGAUGUUUCUACAACUUGAUUGGAGUCCACUUGCGUUAAAUUCAAUUGAUUGGACAUGAUUUGGAAAGGCACACACCUGUCUAUAUAAGGGGUCUGUGCCAUUUACUUUGAACUGGACUGUGUUUAUAGCUGUGGUUGUGAGUAGAUGUGCUUGUUUUGAGAUCAAAACAAGAGCUGCAUGUAGCCACGUGCACAUUUUGUUCAUAUUCUUUGCUAGUUAGUUAGUUAUUAGCCCAGUUAUAGAUAAUUUGUAGUCAGCAAUAGGGGAGUGAUUGCUUCCUACAAGAGCACAAAACAUGUACAUUUCUAGAAAUCUUUGAAAAGCUGGUCAGGUAAAGUGCUUUUUUUUUGUCUUAAAGGGGCAGUGUUGUAUUUUGAGACAGGCUUGAAAAUGCUAAAUAGCCAAUAGGCAGGGGGUAGAAUAAUUUGUCUGAUUCUCUGUAAUAAUGGUAUGGGAAUAGUAAAGCAUUUUAUUUUGUAAAGUGGUUUCUUGCAUCAAACGACACAACAACAUUUUCAAUCACCUCCUUAUCUGAAGGACAAUUGGAUAAAAAGGCUAAUGUCAAGCCCUGCAAGUCUAAUGGAAUGUAGGCCUACAUUGAACACCACACAUUGGCUGCCACUGUAGGCUGAAUGAUAGAACAGCUAUUUACAUGUUAAAAUGUUAUGGGAUGCAUUUUCUCCAUAGUUUUUUAUGGUAGGCCACUCUGAUAGGCCUACAUUAUGAUCAAAUAGCCACAGUAACCUACAUGGCCACUGUUAAAACUGUAACUUAAAGCAGGUACAGCCUCAGUGUUCACAGUAAACGCUCGCUGGAAGUUGCACAGAACUUUCACAACGUUGAAGUUUGCGCUCAGAAGACCUGAAAUCUGCUCAGUGCCUCAUUUUUUGGGGGGGAACAUUGCUCUUACUCUAACCCACUGAGCCAUUGGAUUGGAACUACAAGAUUCUCCUGUCAGUGUUGGCUGUUAACGUGUGUGUGUGUGUGUGUGUGUGUGUGUGUGUGUGUGUGUGUGUGUGUGUGUGUGAUCCAGCCCUUCUCAGAGGAGGAUGCAGCACGUCUCCAACCUCUCCAUCCUGGUGAUGUACACCAUGUACUUCCUGGCUGCUCUCUUCGGCUACCUGACCUUUUACGGUGAGCACCUCCUCUUCACCACUUCAACCCCUGCCCUUUCCUCAGGGUGAAAUAUACCGUAGUCAUGAUUAUGUGUGCCGUAGCCUCGGAAGCCCAGGCUUCUCACGUUAAGUUGGAAAGCCUGGGGAGGUUCUCCUCAGAAAGUAGUCUCACGUGGGUGGAGUUAAGUAGAGUCUAGGUGGAAACUAGUGACGCAUUGCCAGUUCUCCAACCAAUCAAGUAUUUUGCAUGGGUGGAGUUUUAAAAAAUACAUUGUGUUUCUAAAUAAUUUUCUGACUUGCAACAAGCUAGCAUAAGAUACAAAACAAAUGUCUCAUAGGCCACAACACUAUAUUUGCAAUAAUGUACAGUUUAAACAUAAACAUAAUAUCCAUAUUGGAUUCUCCUCUGUGCCCUCCUGAACAUUUGCAAUGUUAUUGAACAGUUGUAAUGUCAACAUUUUUUAUAAAGGAAAUUAUUAUAAUGAAUUAUUUAUUGCCGAAACACUUGUUUGCAGUAAUUGCGUUUCUUCAGGGUUUUGGAAAUAGGAGCAUAACUCCCCCUUGUGGUCAUUAUUGAAUACUACACACUGUAAUGCUGUUAUAUCUUGAGACACAUGUUGUUUUUAUGUCUUUCAAUGAGGAACAGCAGACAUCAAUGUCUGAGUCAACAUAAGUAAGGCUUAGUUUGGAGUACAAUAAUGUACCUCUUGAUGUUACCCACGAUGUUACACCUAAUGUCACGCUGAUGUUGCCCUGAUGUUACCCCCUGAUGUUACCCUGAUGUUACCCUGAUGUUGCCCUGAUGUUACCCUGAUGUUGCCCUGAUGUUACCCUGAUGUUGCCCUGAUGUUACCCCUGAUGUUACACCCUGAUGUUGCCCUGAUGUUACCCUGAUGUUACCCCCUGAUGUUACCCUGAUGUUGCCCUGAUGUUACCCCCUGAUGUUACCCCCUGAAGUUACCCCUGAUGUCACGCUGAUGUUGCCCUGAUGUUACCCCCUGAUGUUACCCUGAUGUUACCCUGAUGUUGCCCUGAUGUUACCCCCUGAUGUUACCCUGAUGUUGCCCUGAUGUUACCCCCUGAUGUUACCCUGAUGUUACCCAUGAUGUUACCCCCUGAUGUUACACCCUGAUGUUGCCCUGAUGUUACCCCCUGAUGUUACCCUGAUGUUACCCAUGAUGUUACCCCCUGAUGUUACACCCUGAUGUUGCCCUGAUGUUACCCCCUGAUGUUACCCUGAUGUUACCCUGAUGUUGCCCUGAUGUUACCCCCUGAUGUUACACCCUGAUGUUGCCCUGAUGUUACCCCCUGAUGUUACCCUGAUGUUACCCUGAUGUUACCCUGAUGUUGCCCUGAUGUUACCCAUGAUGUUACACCUAAUGUCACGCUGAUGUUGCCCUGAUGUUACCCCCUGAUGUUACCCUGAUGUUACCCUGAUGUUGCCCUGAUGUUACCCCCUGAUGUUACCCUGAUGUUGCCCUGAUGUUGCCCUGAUGUUACCCCCUGAUGUUACACCCUGAUGUUACCCCCUGAUAUUACCCCUGAUGUCACCCUGAUGUUACCCCUGAUGUUACCCCCUGAUGUUACCCCCUGAAGUUACCCCUGAUGUCACCCUGAUGUUUCCCAUGAUGUCACCCUGAUUUUACCCUGAUUUUACCCUGAUGUCACCCUGAUGUUAACCCCUGACGUUACCCUGAUUUUACCCUGACAGGUAAAACUGAACCAGAGCUGCUACACACAUACAGCAGGAUCGACCCUUAUGACACGCUGAUCCUGUGUGUGCGAUUGGCUGUCCUCACCGCUGUCACACUGACCGUCCCCAUCGUGCUCUUCCCAGUAAGUUACCGCCACCCCCUCCCCUUCUCCACUAUAGCCUCUUCCCUCUUCUGAAAGACAUAGAGAACUGGCCAUUGGGGUUGGAUUGGUGUGGCGUCUGGGGGCUCCGUGGGUGGCUUUUGACCAUUUAUUUGAAUGUCUUAAUCUGAAAUGGUGGGUGUCAUGGCUUGCUGAAUUAAGACGCUAAUUUGAAGAGGAAUGGCCCUGUUGUUUCUGACAGUAACUCACUGAUUCCUUCACUCUGCAUCUUUCCCUCCUUAUCUCUCUCUCUCUUUCCCUCUCUCUUUCCCUCUCUCUCUCUCUCUCUCUCUCUCUCUCUCUCUCUCUCUCUCUCUCUUUCUCUCUCUCUCUUUCUCUCUCUCUCUUUCUCUCUCUCUCUCUCUCUCUCUCUCUCUCUCUCUCUCUCUCUCUCUCUCUCUCUCCUCAGGUGCGCAGGGCCUUGAACCAGAUGUUUUUCUCCAGUAAAUCGUUUAACUGGGUUCGUCACGUGGCCAUUGCCAUUACCCUGCUCUCCUUAAUCAACAUGCUGGUCAUCUUCGCCCCCAACAUCCUGGGAAUCUUCGGCAUCAUCGGUUAGUUGCACAGAUUAAACCUAGUCGUGGAUUAAGAAGUACAGAUUAAAUUUAGUCCUGGAUUAAGAAACACAGAUUAAACCUAGUCCUGGACAAAGAAACACAGAUUAAACCUAGUCCUGGACUAAGAAACACACAUUAAACCUAGUCCUGGAUUAAAAAGUACAGAUUAAACCUAGUCCUGGACUAAAAAGUACAGAUUAAACCUAGUCCUGGACUAAAAAGUACAGAUUAAACCUAGUCCUGGACUAAAAAGUACAGAUUAAACCUAGUCCUGGAUUAAGAAGCGCUUUCAAUGACGAUUCUCCACUGAAAGUGCUUUUUAGUCCAGGAACAGAAACCGGCCCUUUAAAUUGACAUACUUUACCUGACCUAGCCAGAAAUAUUUUAUAUGUAGAAGUUGCUGUAGUCUGGGAUGUUUUGCAUGGUUAGAAGUGUGGUUAUGUACCUGUAAUUCUUGAUUGAUAUGUACACCUAUGACUUCUACUUCUCUCACUUCUGUACUUUCUCUUUUGCUCCAAACGGAGUGAGUGGUUUUGACAUAGCAGUGGCUCUCUGUUUUGAUAAUGUCUCCACUGUGUCAGCGGCCCAGCGCUUAUUGGCUCAAUGAUAAACACAUGACCUGAGUCAAUAUUUUUUUUUAAAUCUCUUUCCUUUGAAUGGACUACAUGUUUCAUUUUAUGGAGGUCAAAGUCAAGGAGGUUAAAGGUCAUGGACCAAGCCACAGCACCAAUCAUCACCCACAUCCACUAAAAUAGGAAAAUCUGACAGUGUUUGUGAAUGUUGGCCUUGGCCCAUAUUCUGGUUUUGGACAGUUUGUUUGUGUGUUCUACCAAAUGUCCUGUGUAACAUGAUCUGUAGCCCUGACCUUCAUCCAUCCUCCUCUUCCUCCCUCCUCCUCUUCCUCCUACAGGUGCCACAUCCGCCCCCUGUCUCAUCUUUAUCUUCCCUGCUGUCUUCUACAUCCGCAUCGUGCCUAAGGAGCAGGAGCCCAUGCUCUCCACCCCCAAGAUACUGGUGAGCACAUAUCUCAUCCUCUCCAUGAUAAUUGUAAUAUCCUCAUAUCUUGAUUUGAUCUAUGUAGGAGUCUUCAUCAUUACUGUUAUUGUGUGUUAUGGUUAGAGUAUGGUUCUUGUUACCAUAUAAAAUAAAAACAUUCUAAUGAUGGUGUUUCCUCUGUCUUCCCAGGCUGCCUGUUUCGCUGGUCUGGGCGUCGCCUUCAUGACCAUGAGUUCGAGUUUCAUCAUCAUUGAUUGGACAACAGGGAGCAGCAACUCUGGCGGUGGCCACUAG
Molecule: messenger RNA, 27080 nt
Organism: Coregonus sp. 'balchen'
Lineage: Eukaryota; Metazoa; Chordata; Actinopteri; Salmoniformes; Salmonidae
Source: the annotation of a GenBank genome assembly